AUGCGCCUCGGCGCGCUCCUCAUGGUGUCCGCCGCGAAGUCGCUCGUCGUGCUGCCCCGCGCCGAGUGGGCCGCGCGCGCGGCGGCGCACCGGACCCGCGUCGCGGACCUGCUCGGCGGGCGGCCCGGCGACGUCGCGAAGACGUGCGCCGCCGACCCGUUCCUGAAUUUCGUGUUCACCUACUACAAGGGCGACCUGGGCAAGCCCGCGCGCCUCGAGCGCCUGACCGCACCGGCCCACGUCGCGCUCGAGGCCGGCGGCGACGCCGAGGACGGGAAGCUGUUGUGGCGGCGGCCCGACGCGGCGGGCGGCGUCCGGCGCUUCGACCCGCUGGGCGUGUCGGCGCCGCGGCUCGCGGCGCUCGCGCGGGGCCGCGAGGUGCUCUCGGCCACAUCCACGAAGCCGCCGGUCUGGAGCUGCUACGGCCUCCACGAGUGGGCGAUGGUCUACGGCGGCGGCGGCGAGCCCCCGCCGCGGCACCAGGCCCUCCCGCUCCGGCUCCCGCAACACCGCGUCGACGCCGUCGUCGACAGCAACGAGCUCCGGUGCACGCACUUCGACGCCUUCCGCUUCUACGCGGACGGCGCGAAGCUGUGCGCGAAGCCGCGGAACCGGUGGCAGCUCUCGCGGGACUCGCAGGCGGCCCACGAGCAGCCGGCGUGCCUGCACGCGGGCAUGGACUUGUUGCGCUACGCCCUGCGCCUCGCGCCCUUCCUCGAGCCGGAGCUGCUGGGGGACGCGCUCGCCGUCGCCGUGGACGCGCGGAAAUUGGACAUGCGCGCGUCGCCCUACGACCUCCGCGGCGCCGUCGCGACCGGCGACGCGGCGCCCGUGCGCGUGGAGACGGCGGCCGGCCGCCGCGCCUACGUCGCCGAGCAGGCGCGGCUCGCCGAGGCCGCGGCGCCCGUGCGGGCCGCGCUCCUCGACGCCUACGACGCGUUCUUCCUCGAGCGCGCGCUCCGGAGCGGCGGCUAA
Messenger RNA from Aureococcus anophagefferens, 975 nucleotides. RefSeq lists its product as hypothetical. The record is from RefSeq and is a predicted model, not a curated record. Lineage: Eukaryota; Pelagophyceae; Pelagomonadales; Pelagomonadaceae. The coding region runs from base 1 to 975 and encodes 324 amino acids. The transcript is spliced from 2 exons.